Molecule: messenger RNA, 1689 nt
Organism: Aspergillus thermomutatus
Lineage: Eukaryota; Fungi; Ascomycota; Eurotiomycetes; Eurotiales; Aspergillaceae
Exons: 4
Coding region: 1-1689 (562 amino acids)
Biological process (GO): rRNA methylation; box C/D sno(s)RNA 3'-end processing
Cellular component (GO): nucleolus; box C/D methylation guide snoRNP complex; small-subunit processome
Molecular function (GO): RNA binding; histone H2AQ104 methyltransferase activity; rRNA methyltransferase activity
Source: RefSeq, a predicted model, not a curated record
AUGCGGCCCCUCAUCGUGCUCUUCGCCUGGCUGAUGGCAACGGCAUGCGCUGCUCCGACUUUCUUCGACAAUAUCUAUGACUACUCCGACGAGCUGGCAGAGUUCUACAGCAAAGUGAGCGAGUACAUCGAUGAUGCGAAGAAUGUCUUCACUGCAUCAACAACGUGCGAUCCAUCCAAGAUAGCCUUACCCGCAUUUGCAUCCGGGCUGCCCUCUCCCGGCAACCAAAAGCCAUUAUAUGUCGCCGUUGGCCGCGGAACACAGAAUUACAGUUGCGCGACCUCAACCGCAGACUCGAAACCGGUCGCCAUAGGUGCCGUCGCAAGUCUUUACAACGCAACAUGCAUUGCAGCAAGCUACCCAGACAUGCUGGACAUGCUCCCUAACAUCGCUUAUAAGCUGCAGCUACCCAGCAACUCAUGGGCGACUCUACCUUACGCCAACCUCAAUCUACUUGGUCACCAUUUCUUCGCAGAUUCGGUACCUAUUUUCAACCUCGACACAACCCCGCAACGACAGUACGGUAUAGCGUUUACAAAGAAGCAAGCCGAACUGGCUGCGCCAUCUUCUGCAUUCAAAGGAGCCAAUGGUGCCGUUGCAUGGCUUUACCUAUCAACCAUAAAUGGCACAGUUGGAGAAUACGAGAGCGUCUACCGGGUAGAUACUGCCGCGGGAUCGCCUCCAAAGACCUGUGAGAACCAGCAAUCAGUUAUUACAGUGCAAUAUGCAGCAAAUUACUAUUUCUUUGGGAAAACUCUGAAGCUUGAAUGCGGUCGCCUGUCCUACAGCGUCCCCUGGGAGAAACGGCAAGCUAACUCGAUCUCUUCUUCAUCUUCAGGCGGACUUGGAAGCGGUGGUCGUGGCCGUGGUGGUCCCCGUGGCGGUGGCCGUGGUGGCCCUGCUCGUGGUCGCGGUGGUCCCCGCGGCGGCGGUCGUGGUGGUGCUAAGGGAGCCAGGGGUGGUGCCAAGGUCAUCAUUGAGCCUCACCGUCACGCCGGUGUCUUCGUUGCCCGUGGUGGUAAGGAAGAUUUGCUUGUCACCAAGAACUUGACUCCUGGAGAGUCCGUCUAUGGAGAGAAGCGCAUUGCUGUCGAGUCCCCUGCUGGUGAGGAUGGCGCCGUCACGAAGACCGAGUACCGUGUGUGGAACCCCUUCCGUUCCAAGCUUGCCGCCGGUAUCCUGGGUGGUCUCGAUGAUAUCUACAUGAAGCCUGGCUCCAAGGUUUUGUACCUCGGAUCUGCCAGCGGUACCUCCGUUAGUCACGUCGCUGAUAUUGUCGGACCUACCGGAAACGUCUACGCUGUCGAGUUCUCGCACCGUUCUGGCCGUGAUCUGAUUGGCAUGGCCACCCACCGUACCAACGUUAUUCCCAUCGUCGAGGACGCCAGACACCCUCUCCGCUACCGUAUGCUCGUCCCCAUGGUUGACGUUAUCUUCGCCGAUGUUGCCCAGCCCGAUCAGGCCCGUAUUGUCGGUCUGAAUGCCCACAUGUUCCUGAAGAACGAGGGUGGUGUCAUUGUCUCCGUCAAGGCCAACUGUAUCGACAGUACAGCCAAGCCUGAGGUUGUUUUUGCCCGUGAGGUGCAGAAGAUGAGAGAGGAGAAGAUCAAGCCCAAGGAGCAGCUGACUCUGGAGCCUUUCGAACGUGACCACUGUAUAGUGUCUGGUAUCUACAAGCGUUCUGCAUAA